Athalia rosae (coleseed sawfly) is the source of this 8120-nucleotide messenger RNA. RefSeq names its product dynein axonemal heavy chain 2 (gene kl-2). Bases 125 to 7969 code for a protein of 2614 amino acids. The record is from RefSeq and is a predicted model, not a curated record. Gene Ontology annotation, biological process: microtubule-based movement. NCBI's taxonomy places the organism in Eukaryota, Metazoa, Arthropoda, Insecta, Hymenoptera, Athaliidae. The transcript has 40 exons. Gene Ontology annotation, cellular component: dynein complex. Gene Ontology annotation, molecular function: ATP binding; dynein intermediate chain binding; dynein light intermediate chain binding.
ACUUCAAAUCUGACUGACUGGUAGAUUUGUCGAGCCAUUCGCGGAAGAAGUGGAUUUUUGGGAACGGGCAUUAUCCGAUGUAAACGAAGUAUUGGACGCAGUGCUCCUCGUGCAAAGGAGUUACAUGUAUCUCGAUAAUAUUUUCUAUUCAGAAGACAUAAGAAAACAACUCCCAAAAGAAACAGACGACUAUGACAAGAUAACUAGGGAAUGGAUCAGAAUCAGCGGUCGUAUGGCAGCGCAUGGUCUCGCUUUAAAAGCGGCUCGCGAUCCACCUGGGGUCCUGAAUCAAUUGAACGCGCUUAUCGACCAAUUGGACGGUAUUCAACACGCGUUAGAAGCGUAUUUAGAAACCAAGCGUCAUGUUUUUCCACGAUUUUAUUUCAUCUCAAACGAUGACCUCCUAGAGGUGUUGGCCAAUUCCAAAAAACCCGAACUUAUUCAACCUCACGUAAAAAAGUUAUUCGACAACAUAAAAUCCCUGAAAUUUUCCAAGCAACCCCUUACGAAUAAACCAGGCAUCGAAGGCAUGACCUCAACCGAAGGAGAGUACGUUGAAUUUGUUUAUAACGUCGCCGUGACAGGACCUGUGGAAUCGUGGCUUUGCGAAGUUGAAACUGCGAUGCGAGUUUGUCUGAGAGAGAUUUUGAAACAAUGUCGAAUUGCCCUGAGAAAAAUGUUGACUAAGCGCGACAGGUGGGUCAAAGAAUGGCCUGGUCAACCUGGAAUCACUUCUACUCAGAUACAGUGGACGACAGACUGCACGCGGACCCUGCUCCAUUGCAAAUUACUUGAGACUAAAAAGCCAUUGAAAAAAUUGAAGAAGAAACAAAAUCAAGUAUUGGCCAAGUAUUCCGAAGCAGUUCGUGGGAAUUUGGAUAAAUUACAACGUUUGAAGUUGAAGGCGAUAGUCGUAAUAGAAAUUCAUGCGAGGGAUGUAAUUGAGAAAAUGUACAAAACAGGUUGCAUGGACGUUUCGGCAUUCGAAUGGCUUUCCCAGUUGAGAUUUUAUUGGGACCGAGACAUAGACGAUUGCAUCGUUCGGCAGACUAAUACAUUUUUUGUUUAUGGAUACGAGUACUUGGGAAAUUCAGAACGCCUUGUAAUUACCCCAUUAACCGACCGUUGCUACAUUACUUUGACCACUGCCCUGCACCUUCACCGUGGUGGAAGUCCAAAGGGACCAGCCGGAACGGGAAAGACUGAAACAGUAAAAGACUUGGGGAAGGCCCUAGGCUUCAAUGUCAUUGUUCAAAACUGCUCCGAAGGAUUAGAUUAUAAAAGUAUGGGCAGACAAUUUUCAGGACUUUCUCAAACAGGUGCUUGGGGAUGUUUUGACGAAUUUAACAGAAUAAACAUAGAAGUAUUGUCUGUGGUUGCUCAGCAAAUUCUAUCGAUUCUGACUGCUCUAGCCCAAAAAUUGAAACGAUUUAUAUUCGAAGGAAGCGAAAUCGCGCUUGUACACACCUGUGGAAUAUUCAUAACCAUGAAUCCUGGUUACGCUGGUCGAACUGAACUCCCAGAUAAUCUGAAAUCCAUGUUCAGACCGAUAUCUAUGAUGGUACCAGACAGCAGCAUGAUCGCAGAAAUAAACCUGUUCGGCGAAGGCUUUCAAAAUACACGCGCGUUGGCCAGAAAAGUAUUUACUUUGUACACAUUGGCCCAACAACAAUUAAGUAAACAAUUUCAUUACGACUUUGGGCUACGAGGUAUUGUAACGUUGACCAGGUAUGCGGGUAAAAAAAGGAGAUCAUAUCCGAAUCUUCCGGAUGAAGAGGUCAUUAUUUUAGCAAUGCAAGACAUGAACAUGGCAAAAUUAACUUCUGAUGACCUGCCUUUGUUCAUUGGAAUAACGUCCGAUCUAUUUCCUGGCGUUGAAGUACCAUCUGUGGAUUACGAGGAGCUAAAUAGUUACAUUACGGCGGAAAUCCUUAAGCUCAAUUUGCAGGUCAUUCCUAUAACGAUAACGAAAGUGAUCGAACUUUACGAGACAAAAAACUCCCGACAUUCUACGAUGAUUGUUGGGCUAUCGAACACCGCAAAAUCGGUCACAUGGAAAUUGUUGAGGAAUACUCUGACGCAGAUGAAGAAAGACGAAAAACCUGGAGCUAAUAUCGUUUUUGAAUAUCCAAUUAAUCCGAAAGCUUUAAAUCUUGGUGAAUUAUACGGAGAGUAUAAUUUAUCUACUGGGGAAUGGUUAGACGGUGUCAUAUCAUCGAUCAUGAGAAAAACAUGCUCAGAGGAUACGCCAGACGAGAAAUGGAUACUAUUUGAUGGUCCUGUUGACGCUGUUUGGAUUGAAAAUAUGAACAGUGUAAUGGAUGAUAAUAAGAUUUUGACCCUUAUAAACAACGAUCGUAUAACAAUGCCUGAGCAAGUAUCGUUGCUUUUCGAAGUCCAAGAUUUAGCUGUUGCAUCACCAGCAACAGUAUCGAGAGCUGGAAUGGUCUACAACGAUUACAAAGAUCUUGGCUGGCGCCCAUACGUCGCAUCAUGGUUGCAAAAGUUCGAACCAAAUAGGCCGGAAUUCGUCCUAGAGAUGAAUCAGCUGAUGGAACGUUUCGUGGACUCUACGUUAGAAUUCAAACGUUCAAAAUGCGAAGAGACUAUCCCUGCUCCAGAAUUGAAUUUGGUCCAAUCUUUGUGCAAGCUCUUGGGGGUUCUGGCCACUCCAGAAAAUGGCGUGGUAAUGGGCGAAGACCCAGAAGUUUACAGCUCUGUGUGCAAAAUGUGGUUUCUAUUCUGUAUGAUAUGGUCGCUUUGUGCGACAGUCAAUGAAAAUGGGAGACAAAAAAUGGACAAUUUUAUAAGAGAAAUGGAAGGAAGUUUUCCUAUAAGAGACACCGUCUAUGAGUAUUACGUUGAUACUCGACAAAGAGGUUUUGUAUCGUGGGAAGAUAGACUUUCUCCGACUUGGAAAUUUCAGAUAGGAAUUCCAUUCCACAAAAUAAUAGUGCCAACAGUGGACACUGCUAGGUACGAUUACUUAGUAGGAAUACUUUUGUCGAAUGGGUUUCCAGUUCUUCUUGUGGGACCUGUGGGAACCGGAAAAACAUCCACAGCUCAGUCUGUUCUAGAGUCCUUGGAUUCUAGGAAAUAUUCACUACUUACAAUAAAUAUGUCCGCGCAGACGACUUCCAAUAAUGUUCAGGAAGCCAUAGAAAGCAGGGUGGAAAAAAGAACUAAGGGUGUGUUUGUUCCCUUUUCUGACAAGACAAUGAUCACUUUUAUGGAUGACUUCAAUAUGCCAAUGAAAGAAACUUAUGGUUCGCAACCUCCGUUAGAAUUAAUACGUCAAUGGAUAGGGUAUGGAUUUUGGUACGAUAGACUGAAACAAACUAGAAAGUAUAUUCAAAAAAUGCAACUAUUAGCUGCAAUGGGACCACCAGGGGGUGGUAGAAAUUCAAUCACGAACCGUCUUCUGACCAGAUUUAAUGUUAUCAACAUGACGUUUCCUGCGGAGAAACAAAUCGUUCGUAUUUAUGGUACAAUGUUGAAUCAGCAGCUGUUUGAAUUUCAUAACGAAGUCAAAUCUCUCGCAACCGAUAUAACCACUGCCUCAAUCAACAUGUACAAUAACGUGAUUCAGAAAAUGUUACCAACACCUGCCAAAAUGCACUAUUUGUUCAAUUUGCGAGAUAUAUCAAAGAUUUUCCAAGGACUACUCCGCAGUCACAAAGAUUAUCAAUACUCGAAGCAAACUUUCCUACGACUUUGGGUUCACGAAUCAUUCAGAAUAUUUUGUGACAGAUUGAUCGAUGAAAGGGAUCGGGAGUGGUUUACAAAUGAAGUCAACGAUCAGUUGGGAAAACACUUUGAGUUAACAUUCAAUAAUUUGUGUCCGGAGAAACGAUGUCCCGUCUUUGGUGGAUUCAUAAACGCUUGGGGAAUUUAUGAAGAUCUACCAGACCUCGUAGCUGUACGAAAUUUCAUAGAAAAUCAGAUGGACGAAUAUAAUGCUUCGCCUGGAAUAGUUCGACUCGAUUUAGUGCUCUUCCGUGACGCUAUCGAACACGUUUGUCGUAUAGUUCGUGUAAUAUCUCAGCCUCGUGGAAACGUUCUCCUCGUCGGUAUCGGUGGAAGUGGUCGUCAAUCUUUGUCUCGCGUAGCGUCGUACAUGUGUGAACUGUCGACAUUCCAAAUAGAAGUAACAAAAAAUUACAGAAUAGCAGAAUUCCGAGAGGAUUUGAAGGCCCUUUAUGCUAUAGUAGGAGUAGAAAAUAAACUGACCAGCUUCCUAUUUAAUGAUACACAAGUAUCAGAGGAACAAUUUUUGGAAAUAAUCAACAAUAUGUUGAGCACAGGCGAAGUGGCGAAUCUGUACAAGGCCGACGAGAUGGAAAAUAUAAAAGGAAGGCUUUCAAAGGAAGCUAUCAAAGCCGGUUAUUUGCCAACUACGGAGUCAAUAUAUCAGUACUUGAUAGAAAGAGUACGAGCCAAUUUGCAUAUUAUUUUAUGCGUAAGCCCAAUCGGAAGUGCAUUCAGAAACAGAUUGAGACAAUAUCCAUCCUUAAUAAAUUGUACCACCAUCGAUUGGUUCCUCGAAUGGCCUAGAGAAGCUUUGCUCGAAGUCGGUAACAAGUUUCUGGCGAAUUUCAAUCUCAUAAAGACAAUUACCGGCGAAAAUAGAGUGGAACCCAGGAGAUCCUCAACGGCUAUACCCAUACCUCCUCUACAAGAGCGUCUCCGUGAUGGGAUAGCAUCUACUUUUUCCCUGAUCCACGACACGGUAUCCCAAUUUUCAAAACGAAUGGCCUUAGAAAUGAAAAGAUACAAUUACGUCACGCCAACUAAUUUUCUGGAACUGGUGGCGGGAUAUAAAGAAAUGUUGGUUACAAAGCAAGCAGAGUUAGCGGAACAGUCAAACAAGCUACGAAAUGGUUUAUUCAAGAUCGAUGAUACUAGUAUCAAAGUCACCGAAAUGGCGGCAGCCCUUGAAGUAACUCAACAGCAAGUUUUAACUUCGACAAAAGAGUGCGAAGAAUUUUUAGUAACGAUAGUGAAUCAGCGACGAGAUGCUGACGAGACUCAGAAGGCAGUCACUGCGAAGUCAAUUCGUAUAGCAGAAGAAUCCACGGAAUGUAAGAAACUCGAAGAAAUUGCACGUGCAGAUCUUGCUACCGUCGAGCCGACUCUUAUCGAAGCUAUCAAGGCACUCGACGCGCUGAAUAAAAAAGAUUUAUCGGAAAUAAAAUCAUUCACACGUCCACCUGCAAAAGUUGAAAUGGUCAUGGAGGCUGUGAUGAUAUUAAAAUGUUCCGAGCCGUCGUGGGCUGAAUCUAAGCGACAGCUUGGUGACGUGAACUUCCUGAAUACAUUAAGAGAUUUUGAUAAGGACCACAUAUCAGACCGUACACUCAAAACGAUUGGCAAGUACACAGCUAAUCCAGAUUUUGACCCUAUAAAAGUCGGAAUUGUAUCUAUUGCUGCGAAAUCAUUAUGCAUGUGGGUCAUAGCCAUGGAAAAAUACGGAAAAUUAUAUCGAAUCGUAGCGCCUAAAAGAGAAAAAUUGGAAGCUGCUUUGGAGUCUUUGAGACAAAAAGAAGCUGCUUUAGCAGAAGCUAAAACACAAUUGCAAAAGUUGAGAGAGGAAUUGGACGCUUUACAACGUACUUACGAUCAAAAAAUGCAAGAGAAAGAAGAUUUAAUUGCCCAGGCAGAUUUGCUGAAAUUGAAACUGGAGCGAGCAGCUAUGUUGGUCGAUGGCCUGUCUGGAGAACGUAUUCGUUGGCAAGAAACUGUUCUAGUGCUCGAAAAACUAUUCGACUGUCUUCCCGGCGACUGUCUUCUAGCCACAGCAUUCGUGUCUUAUUUAGGGCCAUUCGUUUCCAAUUACAGAGAAGAUUUGGUUGCAAUUUGGAGAAAAGAGGUGAUAGAAAUGGAAAUCCCCUAUUCCACGUCUCUCGAUGUCAAGGAUUUUUUGAGCGACCCUACGACAAUUCGAGAAUGGAAUAUUCAAGGGCUGCCAUCAGAUGGGUUUAGCACAGAAAAUGGUAUAAUUAUAACUACAGGAGCACGAUGGCCACUUGUUGUAGAUCCGCAAUGCCAGGCAGUGAAAUGGAUUAAAAAUAUGGAAUCUAAAAAUUCUUUGAACGUAAUAGACUUUGGCCAAUCAGACUUUAUGAGGACCCUAGAACGUGCCAUACAAUUUGGGGAGCCAGUCUUGCUUCAAAAUGUAGGAGAAAUUUUAGAUCCUGCAUUAAAUCCAAUCCUUCAAAAAGCCUUUGUGAAAUCAGGCAACCUCGUCAUGAUUAAAUUUAACGAUAAAAUGAUCAAUUAUAACGAUAAGUUCAGGUUGUACAUUACAACAAAACUACCUAAUCCUCACUAUGCUCCUGAGAUAUCUACUAAAACGACACUAUGCAAUUUCGCCAUCAAAGAACAAGGUCUAGAAGCCCAGCUGCUAGGUAUUGUCGUCAGGAAAGAAAAACCUCAACUAGAAGAACAGAAGGACAACCUUGUGAUAACAAUUGCGACUGGAAAACGUACUCUGAAGGAUCUUGAGGAUAAAAUUCUCUCUUUACUUGGAGUUACCUCUGGAUCCCUCUUGGAUGAUUUAGAUCUGUUGAACACGUUACAAGUCUCCAAAGCGACAGCUAUAAGUGUUCAGGAAUCUUUAAUUACUUCGGAAGAAACAGAAGUUGAGAUUGACGCGGCUCGAGAAGGAUAUCGCCCUUGCUCAAAACGUGCAGCUAUAUUAUUUUUUGUACUUAACGACAUGAGUCACAUUGAUCCUAUGUACCAAUUCUCCCUUGAUGCUUACAUUUCACUGUUCAUUAUUUCUAUUGACAAAAGUCAGAAGAGUCAAAAAUUAUCUGACAGGAUUAGCAUUCUCAACGACUACCACACUUAUGCGUUGUACAGAAAUACGUGUCGAGGUCUCUUCGAGCAUCACAAACUUUUGUUUUCAUUUCACAUGUGCAUUAAGAUACUAGACGCUCAAGGGAAAGUCGUAAGGGGCGAAUACGCUUUUCUACUGAAAGGAGGUAUCGUUGUGGACAAAGAAAAUCAGCCUGAUAAACCGGUGGUAUGGUUGACAGAUGAAUCUUGGGACAAUAUUACCGAACUUGAUAAAAUCCCAGGAUUUCAUGGUGUCGCAGCAUCAUUUGAACAGUUUCCCAGAGAAUGGCAUAACUGGUACACUAAUACAGAGCCAGAAUCAUGUCGAUUGGUAGGUGAAUGGGAUGACACUUGCAAUGAAUUCCAACGUAUGUUAUUUGUGAGGAGCUGCCGUUCGGAUAGGAUAUCAUUUUGCAUAACAUCAUUCAUCGUUAAUAAUUUGGGACAAAGAUUUGUUGAACCACCUGUGCUUGACAUGAAAACUGUAUUGGACGAUUCUGUAGCGCAAACUCCACUGAUUUUUGUAUUAUCCCCUGGCGUUGAUCCUACAAGUGCUUUAAUGCAGCUUGCUGAUAACCAGGAUAUGGCAGGACAAUUUAUGACUCUCUCUCUGGGGCAAGGACAAGCACCUAUUGCAACAAAAAUGAUACAACUUGGUGCGCUUGAAGGAGCUUGGGUAUUUUUAGCGAACUGUCAUUUAUCUCUAAGUUGGAUGCCAAAGUUAGAUAAAAUUGUAGAAAUGCUGCAGACGAGUGUAAUGCUGCACCCCAAGUUCAGACUCUGGUUGAGCUCAAGCCCAACUCCAGAAUUUCCCAUAUCUAUUCUACAAGCUGGAAUAAAAAUGACGACAGAGCCUCCAAAGGGACUGAAAGCUAAUAUGAAACGGCUCUACCAUUUGAUAACUGACUCUCAAUUUGAUAUGUGCUCGGCUAAGGCAAAAUACAAGAAACUCUUGUUCACACUAGUCUUCUUUCAUGCAGUUCUUUUAGAACGUAAAAAGUUCCAACAGUUGGGAUGGAAUGUGAUAUACAGUUUUAAUGAUUCAGAUUUCGAGAUGAUUUGCUCAAUAGUCAAUUCUACCGGCUUUCUUCGCUUCCAACCUACUAUGUUCCUAGAGAUGGUUCAUUAGAAUCGUACAGAGAUUUUGUAGCAGUGUUACCGAAUACAGAUAAACCAGAAGCAUUUGGUCAGCAUUCAAAUGCUGACAUUACUUCGCUAAUUAAUGAAACGAAAAGUAUGUUCGACACGCUGAUGAGCUUACAAAUCCAAGCUGUGUCUGA